Molecule: messenger RNA, 2181 nt
Organism: Xyrauchen texanus (razorback sucker)
Lineage: Eukaryota; Metazoa; Chordata; Actinopteri; Cypriniformes; Catostomidae
Product: sorting nexin-2-like
Exons: 15
Coding region: 61-1605 (514 amino acids)
Biological process (GO): early endosome to Golgi transport; intracellular protein transport
Cellular component (GO): endosome membrane; endosome
Molecular function (GO): phosphatidylinositol binding
Source: RefSeq, a predicted model, not a curated record
ACUCGCUCGGUCACACGCUGAUUGUCAGUCUGUGAGUUUCUUCGUCUGUUAUUGUUGAAGAUGCAGGAGGACAGAGAAUGUCCACCACUGCCAGAUGCUGCUCAGACGGGCUUCACAGAGCUGGAGGAUGAGGAGGAUCUGUUCGUCAGCACCGUGAGCGAGAUGAAGGCCAGUUCAACAUCUCCAGAACCUGCUCGCCUGCCGACAGAACACAUCAGCAGCAGCUCUAAUGGACCCAAACACGAGCAGAUCUUAUUAGACGACGAUCAGGACGACCUGUUUGCUGAAGCCACAGAAGAAGUGUCACUGGACAGUCCAGAACACCAGCCGAUCCUGUCAGACGGCCCGUCACCCGCCAUCACCCCGGUCACACCCACCAUCAUGAUCAACCCGAGAGUGGACGCGGGCAUCUUCGACCGAUCGCCGGAUAAGGAUGAAGAUGAUGAAGAACACGGGGACACAUUCGACAUCCAGAUAUCCGUGUCUGACCCUGAGAAAGUUGGUGACGGCAUGAAUGCGUACAUGGUCUAUAAAGUGGCGACCAAGAGCAGCUGCUCCAUCUUCAGCAGAGACCAGUUCUCAGUCAAGAGGAGAUUCAGUGAUUUUCUGGGAUUACACAGUAAAUUAGCCUCUAAGUACAUACACGUGGGAUACAUUGUGCCCCCUGCGCCAGAGAAAAGCAUUGUGGGAAUGACGAAGGUGAAAGUUGGGAAAGAGGAUUUGUCAUCUGUAGAGUUUGUAGAGAAAAGAAGAUCUGCUUUGGAAAGGUAUCUGAUGCGGACGGUCAAACACCCCGCGCUGCUCAAAGACCCGGAUGUUGUGCAGUUUCUGGAGAGUUCUGAGCUGCCGCGAGCGGUUAGCACACAGGCGCUGAGCGGAGCCGGCAUAUUGAGGAUGGUAAACAAAGCAGCCGACGCUGUCAACAAAAUGACAAUCAAGAUGAAUGAAUCGGAUGCGUGGUUUGAGGACAAACAGCAGCAGUUUGAGAAUCUGGACGUUCAGCUGAGGAAACUUCAUGCCAGUGUGGAGUCACUGGUGUGCCACAGGAAGGAGCUCUCUGUGAACACGGCAUCAUUUGCGAAGAGCACUGCGAUGUUGGGAAACUCGGAGGAUCACACGGCGCUGUCGCGGGCGCUGUCUCAGCUCGCCGAGGUGGAGGAGAAGAUCGAUCAGCUCCAUCAGGAACAAGCGUACGCUGACUUCUACCUGUUUACUGAGCUGCUGGGAGAUUACGUCAGACUCAUCACUGCAGUCAAAGGCGUGUUUGACCAGCGGAUGAAAACGUGGUCCAAAUGGCAGGACGCUCAGCUGAUGCUGCAGCGCAAGAGAGAUGCUGAAGCCAAACUACAGUGCGCCAACAAACCCGACAAACUCCAACAGGCCAAAGACGAAAUCAAGGAGUGGGAAGGUAAAGUACAGCAGGGUGAACGAGAUUUCGAGCAGAUAUCAAAAAACAUCCGUCGAGAGGUGAGCAGGUUUGAGAAAGACCGAGUGAAGGAUUUCAAAGUGGUCAUCGUUAAAUACCUGGAGACGCUAGUUCAUAGACAACAGCAGCUAAUCAAAUAUUGGGAGGCGUUCUUACCUGAAGCCAAAGCGAUUGCGUAAUCGGACACAAACUCACCUCGACUCGGCAUCUUUAUUCUCCGUUCAUUUGCACUACAGUAAACAUGACAUGAAUCUUUCCAGACUUUGUAAUGUUCUGGUGUGUAAAGAUCACCGAUGUGAUUUAUUCAGCUCUGGGAUUGGGUCACGCUUUCAUUUCACAUGUUUUAUCCAUGGAAGUAAAAUAUCUUUCAAAUCAAAUAAAGAUGAAUCUCUGGUUUAAUGUUGGCAAUGAUCCGAAAGGGGAAAGCCUUCUGAAGAUGAAUGUUUUCUGCUUUGAUUUUUCUUGAAUGUAAAGGACCGCAUUAGUACUCCGAAUCAGUAUUUAAGAGUAUUUUUAAUCAUCAGUCGAUCAGCUUUUCAGCAUGCGCUCUGGACUCUGGUGCUUUGACCUAUAUACAGUACAUAUGUAUAUUUUUUUAUUUUGCUUUGUAGCCUGAAAAUUUUGAAGUUUGAAAAUUUCAGUUGAUUCAUUGUUCAGAUUUUUUAAUCAAGUAUUUUUACUCAACUGUACAUUCCUGUUCAACAAUAUCUGAAAGCUAAUAAAGGAAUGAAUCAAAGUGUCUGAAGUUAAUUUCA